AUGAGUGAUCCGUAUGAUAACUACACCGAGGAUGUCAUCGAGUAUCUCAACAUGUUAAGGGAAUAUACUGGUGAAGGUGGAAUAUUUCCAACUAAACUACCCGUUGUGGCGGAUGUACCAAGAGGGUUUUUUGAAGUUCAGCCAUGUGUUACACCAAUUGACGAUUUUGUUAUCAAUCGGAGCAUUGGAGAUUUGAUGGAUGAUACUUGCCCUGUUUGUCAAGAUGAGUUUAAACACGAGAAUGAAGUGAUUACAACUUAUUGUUCGCACGCCUUUCAUACAAGUUGUCUCCUGCCAUGGCUAUCCCAGAAGAACACGUGCCCAACUUGUCGAGCUGUCCUUUGCAUUAUUCGCCCUCUUUGGACCGUCAAUGUCGAAAGCGCAAACACAACAUGUUAG
This is a messenger RNA of Lycium ferocissimum, 399 nucleotides long. Its product is annotated as E3 ubiquitin-protein ligase SGR9, amyloplastic-like. NCBI's taxonomy places the organism in Eukaryota, Viridiplantae, Streptophyta, Magnoliopsida, Solanales, Solanaceae. The transcript has a single exon. Gene Ontology annotation, biological process: protein ubiquitination. The record is from RefSeq and is a predicted model, not a curated record. Gene Ontology annotation, molecular function: ubiquitin protein ligase activity. The coding region runs from base 1 to 399 and encodes 132 amino acids.